Molecule: messenger RNA, 1347 nt
Organism: Sorghum bicolor (sorghum)
Lineage: Eukaryota; Viridiplantae; Streptophyta; Magnoliopsida; Poales; Poaceae
Product: lipid phosphate phosphatase 2
Exons: 7
Coding region: 106-1074 (322 amino acids)
Biological process (GO): phospholipid metabolic process
Molecular function (GO): phosphatidate phosphatase activity
Source: RefSeq, a predicted model, not a curated record
CCUCAAUAAACUCCUCUGCCGUUCAGCCGUUGAGGGGAGGAGGCUAAGAGGAGCUCGUCGCCUCACCGUCACCGAGGCUGCGGUGCAUCAGGUGAAGGUGAGGAUAUGCCGCCGCCGGCGACCCCUGCCUCGGGAGCCGCUGCGGCCGCGAUGCGCCCAUACUUGACGACGCACGGAAAGCAAGUCGCUAGGCUGCACCUGUUCGACUGGAUCGUGCUGCUCCUGCUUAUCGCCAUGUACGCCGUGCUCGGCCGGCUCCAGCCGUUCCACCGGUUCGUCGCAGAGGACAUGAUGGCGAGCCUCCGGUACCCGAUGAAGGGCAACACCGUGCCUAGCUGGGCCGUGCCGAUUAUUGCCAUCGUUGUGCCGAUGAUUUUCAUGGUUGGAAUAUACAUCAAGAGGAGAAACGUCUAUGACCUGCAUCAUGCUAUUCUUGCAGGCCUUCUGUUUUCCGUUCUGAUAACGGCCAUCCUGACCGUUGCGAUCAAGGAUGCAGUUGGCUGGCCGCGCCCGGACUUCUUUUGGCGCUGCUUUCCUGAUGGAGUACCGAAUUACAACAACAUCACCGGAGGUGUCAUAUGCCACGGACAGCAGAGCGUAAUCGAAGAGGGCCACAAGAGCUUCCCAAGUGGGCAUUCUUCAGGUUGUUUUUCCGGGCUCGGAUUCCUGUCAUGGUACCUGGCCGGCAAAAUCAAGGCUUUCGAUCGAGGAGGCCAUGUUGCCAAGCUGUGCAUCGUGCUUCUGCCUCUGCUGCUUGCAACGAUGGUUGCUGUGUCACGAGUCAGUGACUACUGGCACCACUGGCAGGAUGUGUUUGCUGGUGGAGUUCUUGGAUUGGUGGUUGCUUCAUUUUGCUACCUUCAGUUCUUUCCACCACCCUACAGUAAACAGGGAGUUUGGCCUCAUGCCUACUUUGAGCACAUUCAUCAAACGGGAGGUGAAAGGAAUAUACAGUCAACAACAAACGCGAAUUUACACCAUCAGUCACUGUCACUUGAUCUUUCUGGGUCAAAUGAGAUUAGAACUACCAGCCAUGCACUGGAUUCCAUGGAAGAAGGAAGCAGAGAUCAGUGACCGAUGAAUUUAAGGUUUCCGUUUCUUUCUUUUCUUUUAUUUUUGUAAUGCAGGUGAAAGGAAUAGAUGACUUCUUACCGAGACACUAAGUAUGUGUUUCAUUUGGAGACGGUAUGGGAUGGAAUGAAUUUUAUCCCUGUUUCUAGCUAGGAUGGGACUGUCCUAGUUUCUUUUUUGGUUGGAGAGACUGUACUACAUGAGAUGCUUAGCCAUUUUUUGUGCCUGUAUGUGGGCCCAUUGACUACAGUGACUAAUGUGUGGAAAACGGUUAUA